Messenger RNA from Cataglyphis hispanica, 1847 nucleotides. RefSeq names its product maltase 1-like. The record is from RefSeq and is a predicted model, not a curated record. Gene Ontology annotation, biological process: carbohydrate metabolic process. Bases 23 to 1735 code for a protein of 570 amino acids. The transcript has 8 exons. NCBI's taxonomy places the organism in Eukaryota, Metazoa, Arthropoda, Insecta, Hymenoptera, Formicidae.
CUCGACAAGCAUAAACGGCAUCAUGUCGCUGACAACAUGCUUGUCUGCGUUUUUGCUCCUAGUGAGCGGUUCAUCAGCCGAAAUUCUCAAUAAGGCGUGGUGGAACAAUACUGUCUUUUAUCAGAUUUAUCCGAGGAGCUUGUACGAUACAAAUGCCGAUGGCGUAGGCGAUCUGAAAGGAAUAACUUUAAAGUUACCCUACAUCGUGGAAAGUGGAAUCAACGCAAUAUGGCUGUCGCCUAUAUAUCCCAGUCCUAUGGUUGAUUUCGGGUAUGAUAUAUCCAAUUUUACAGCUAUCGAUCCAGUUUUUGGCACAAUGGAUGAUUUCAAGACUUUCUUGGCGAAAGCUAAGGAUCUCCAUUUAAAAGUGGUUCUCGAUCUCGUACCUAAUCAUUCAUCUGACAAGCACCCAUGGUUCCAAAAGGGUCUUCAAGGCGAUGAGAAAUAUAAGAAUUAUUAUAUGUGGGCAGAAGGUAAAAAUAAAGAUGAUAAAACGCCGCCUAACAAUUGGCUUAGUGUGUUCAGUGGCUCCGCGUGGGAAUAUGUCGAUUCGCAAAAACAAUGGUAUUUUCAUCAAUUCGAUUAUAGACAGCCUGAUUUGAACUUCUCAAAUCCUGAUGUGAGAGAGGAGAUGAAAAAUGUAUUGAAAUUUUGGUUGGAUAUGGGUAUAGAUGGAUUCCGCAUCGAUUCCGCCCCCUUUAUUUAUGAAGACAAAGAAUUGCGAGAUGAGCCCAGAAGUUAUGCGCCCGAUCUCACACCGCGAGAUUACGGGUACUUGAGUCACAUUUAUACCGUCGAUCAAAAACCUACUUAUGAGCUAUUCGGAGAUUGGCGAAAAUACGUAGAUGAAUAUUCUGACGAGCACAAUCAAGAUCAGAAGAUGAUGGUGAUGGAGGCAUAUGCCAGUUUCCCGCAUACCAUAGAAUAUUAUGAUUAUGAUGUGACCCCUUUCAAUUUUAUGUUUAUUACAAAUAUGACUAUUAAUUCGUCUGCGGAAGUUUACAAAGAAAAAAUAGACGGUUGGAUGAACGCAAUGCCGAGUGGUAAAAUUGCCAAUUGGGUGUUGGGAAAUCAUGACAAUCCACGCGUAGCCUCGCGUUAUCCUGGCAGAUUGGACCAAAUGACCAUGCUGUCCAUGAUUUUGCCGGGCUUAGCAGUGACCUAUAAUGGCGAUGAAAUCGGCAUGGUGGAUAAGAGAGAUAUAUCCUGGGUAGAUACGCAGGAUCCUGAGGCGUGCAACGCAGGCAAAGAGCAUUAUGCGGCUGUAUCUCGCGAUCCAGAACGGACGCCAUUCCAAUGGGACGCGACGAAGAACGCAGGUUUUAGUACGGCAAAUAAAACAUGGCUUCCGGUGAAUGAUAACUACAAAAAGUUGAACUUGUUGAAAGAGACUCGGGCUCGUGAAUCGCACUACAAAAUCUACAAAACUUUAGCCCACAUGCACCGAGAGGAACCAGCACUUACCAAAGGAAGUUACAGAUCGUUCUUAGCAAAUAAUGGUACAGUCUUGGGUGUGGUGCGAAACUCUGGUUGCCGCACCGUGCUGCUUCUGAUUAACUUCUUGGACCACAAAUCUCAACAAGUCGAUCUAUCAGAUGAAGAACUUCCGGCACUAAUGAAGGUCAAGCUUGCCAGCUUGGGUGCUCACGUAAAAAGAAGGAACCGUCCGGUUCUCAUAAACGAUAUACAUUUACCUAAGAAAGCUGCUGUAGUGUACACGUCUCUAGACAUGUAAAUGACUCUGAAUAUGUUAUUUUCAAAGCACAUAUAUUUAACUAAAAACUUUUUGAUUGUAAAUUUAUAAAUUAUAAUGUUUCUUGCAAUAAAAAACGAUAAGUAACACUUAA